CUAACAGCAAUUAGCCCGAGAGAGAAGCAUCGGGCUGUCGCUUUGGAAAGAAGUUUGUUUUGUUAAUUGCUCAUGUUAAGCCUAAUUACUGCGCGGGGUGGAGUUGACAUGAGAGAAGGCGGGGGGAGGCUCUUUGCAUAUGGAAACUUUUUUUGAAAUCCCAUCAGCAAAGGCACUUUCGUGUAGUACCGAGUGGAAUGCCAUUCUGUUGCAACGAGAAGUAAAAGCGGGAUCUGGACGAGUACUGGUGUUGUGCACACACGAAGGCUGAGACACGGACCUUUUCACAUGGCAGGCUGCCUCACAGCAUAGCUCGGAAAUAUUACGUGCAGAGGACCCACCGGAGAUGAGAGACUGCACCAUGAAAAUGGACGUGGAGGAUGCCGACAUGACCAAAUGGACAGAGGAGGAAUUUGAAGAGAAAUGUACUUACAUAGUCAAUGACCAUCCAGUGGACCUUAUUUCUGAUGCUGGAAACUUAACCCGCGCUGAGGCUUCUCUUCCGCGAAACUUAAUAUUUAAAUAUGCACCUAAUUCAAAAGAGGUUAUUGGAGUUAGCAGCAAGGAGUACAUCCCAAAAGGAACUCGUUUUGGGCCUCUUGUGGGUGAGGCCUAUAGGAGUGAUGCUGUACCGAAAAAUGCAAAUAGAAAGUAUUUCUGGCGGAUCUAUUCUGAUGGGGAGCUUCACCACUUCAUUGAUGGCUUUGAUGAAGAAAAGAGUAACUGGAUGCGUUAUGUCAAUCCAGCACAUUCGGCACAGGAACAGAACCUGGCAGCUUGCCAGAAUGGAAUGAACAUUUACUUUUACACUGUGAAGGCUAUUCCUGCAAACCAGGAGCUACUAGUCUGGUACUGCGCAGAAUUUGCCAAGAGACUUCACUAUCCACCUUCCCGGGAGCUUGUGAUAAAAAUCCAGCAAAGCCUUAUGGACAAAAAGCAGCAGGCGACCGAGACGGACUGCAUCCAGCAAAAAACAUCCGGAAAGACAGAGCACAGUGUGAGGGAGAUUCUUAAAAUGAACAAUAAGCCUCCUCGCAGCUCUCCUGGAGACUCUGAAAUUCCUCUAAAGAAGCCCAACAUGGAGCGCACUUUCUUGCCUCGGGUGGUAUAUCCCGUCCGUCCUCAUGUCCCAGAGGAUUACUCAAAGUCUAAUCCGGUUUAUGGCCUGGAUUCUCCCAGCUACAUUACUCAAUCUCCGGUCCAGUCAUCUGCCACUCCAAGUCCCACUGCAUGCAGCAAUCUGGAUCACAGUCUUCAAAGUAACAGUCCACACAGCAGCCCCGGCCUUUCAAGCUCUCCUCCAACUCCUUCUUCUCAGGAACCCAAAGAUCUCUUCCCUUACCUUAACAGACUAUACAAUGGCAAAUGCAUCAGUGCCUACCCAAGCUACACUCCCCCCAACCAUGUGUCUUCAGCCUUUUUACAUUCCUACAAUUCAGUUAGCCCUCAUUAUUCGAGAUACCUUUUAUCUCAUUACCCUGUUGGCUAUAGUGGCAUUAAUGGUCUGAAUGAUCUAAGCACAGUUGGUGGGGCUGGCACUAACUUGAAUGGACUAAAUAGCUUUAGCCUGUUCCAACGUAUGUAUCCUCUUUACAACAACUUGCUGGCGGGGAGUGGCCUCACACAACACAUGCUAAAUCAGCCUGUGCUUCCUAGUGUGCUUCCACCCAAAGGAAAUCGACGACUUUUGCUUUCCUUAGAACCGCACAGGGAUUCUCUUAUCCCAGCCCCAAACAGUGCUUUUUCUGCCACUGGUUUGGCCACUAGCCUCAAGGAUAGCCCUCCAAGCCCAAACACUGGCUCUCCCACAGCAGGAACUGCAGCCAUCUUGGACCACUGCAUGCCAAAUAAGUCUACCUCAGCCAUGUUGCCCAGCAGCAUGAAUGAUGACGAAGCUGUGAAUCCAACCAAGGUGAAGCGCAAUAUGUCUGGCUACAAGACUUUGCCUUACCCGUUGAAAAAACAGAAUGGCAAGAUCAAGUACGAGUGUAAUGUCUGCAGCAAGACCUUUGGGCAGCUAUCCAACUUAAAAGUUCAUCUUCGUGUACACAGUGGAGAACGACCUUUUAAGUGUCAAACCUGUAAUAAAGGGUUCACACAAUUAGCACAUCUACAGAAGCACUACCUUGUUCACACCGGAGAAAAACCACAUGAGUGUCAGGUUUGUCAUAAACGUUUCAGCAGCACCAGCAACUUAAAGACUCAUCUGCGGUUGCAUUCUGGGGAGAAGCCUUACCAAUGCAAAUUGUGCCCUGCAAAGUUCACCCAGUUUGUUCACCUCAAGCUGCACAAGCGGCUGCACACCCGUGAGCGACCACACAAGUGCCUACACUGCCAGAAGAGCUAUAUCCAUCUCUGUAGUCUCAAAGUCCACCUCAAGGGCAAUUGUCUAGCUUCUCAGAGUUCUGGCGGACGUUCUUCAGAAGAGCUAAAUCGGGUCAAUGAAGAAAUUGACAAGUUUGACAUUAGCGACAAUGCUGACCGCCUUGACGAGGUGGAUAACAUGGACGUAGAAACGGUAGUGGAGAAACAGAUAUUCCACAUGCUGUGGAGGGAGAUGGACCUUAAAACCUCCUUUCACACGAGCAUUGGCAACGGACUUAUUCCAGGGGGGCUCUAUGAGCCUAGCAAUGAGACAUCUGUCAUUAAGUUGCCUCAGAGUAGCUCGCUGCCUCUUCUACCUCUAAAGGUAAAACAAGAAGCAAUAGAACCCCGAAAUCCUUGAGUCUGAAGGAGGAAAAUGUACAUUUGACUUUUUUGAUGGCCCAGGUACCUGUAGCAAUAUAUUGUACAUUUAUUCUAUUUUUUUGAAUUGCUACAGUAAUGGUCUCGUGUCAGGGGACCUCUAUUCUCAGGGCUUACAAGAGGCACUGGCAGAGUCCCUUCUUUCUUUUUCCCCACUUACGUUGAAGACAAUCAUUUUCUCAAACUUCUCCCCCCCUUUUUUAUGUUUAAUGUGUGUAUCAUUCUUAAUUUAUUAUGCAAUUUAUCAUAGUUGAAGCAAUAAUUUGAUAUAAUGUUUACAAUGAAUUAAUCAUUGUAAUUGAAUAUACUGUACAAUGAUGUUUUUACUUUCUUUAUGGUUGUUCUUUGUUGAUACUUUAUUUCUGUACAUUUUUUUUUUUU
Polypterus senegalus (gray bichir) is the source of this 3126-nucleotide messenger RNA. RefSeq names its product PR domain containing 1a, with ZNF domain (gene prdm1a). The record is from RefSeq and is a predicted model, not a curated record. Gene Ontology annotation, biological process: regulation of transcription by RNA polymerase II; cell fate commitment. The transcript has 7 exons. Gene Ontology annotation, cellular component: nucleus; cytoplasm. Gene Ontology annotation, molecular function: DNA-binding transcription repressor activity, RNA polymerase II-specific; histone deacetylase binding; RNA polymerase II cis-regulatory region sequence-specific DNA binding. NCBI's taxonomy places the organism in Eukaryota, Metazoa, Chordata, Cladistia, Polypteriformes, Polypteridae. The coding region runs from base 347 to 2725 and encodes 792 amino acids.